This is a messenger RNA of Cavia porcellus (domestic guinea pig), 4326 nucleotides long. RefSeq names its product receptor interacting serine/threonine kinase 4 (gene Ripk4). The transcript is spliced from 8 exons. Lineage: Eukaryota; Metazoa; Chordata; Mammalia; Rodentia; Caviidae. The record is from RefSeq and is a predicted model, not a curated record. The coding region runs from base 977 to 3427 and encodes 816 amino acids. Gene Ontology annotation, biological process: protein phosphorylation. Gene Ontology annotation, molecular function: protein kinase activity; protein binding; ATP binding. Gene Ontology annotation, cellular component: cytoplasm.
UGAUUCACUUUCCAGUCAGUUCGUUUUGUUCCCAUCAAAAUAAAGACUGCGUUUACUCCAAGUUAUCUUCAGACGUUCAGCGGUCCGCUCACUGCCAAAGUCUGGGUUGAAUGUUGGUUACUUUUGCUCGAAACAAACUUAAAAUAACCAUUUAUUCCUCUCCCCCAGAGAGCGAUUUUCAAGGGUUGGGCGCUGGGACAGAGGCGAGCAGGGGUCGUGGGCAGACCUCACCUCGUCGUCGCUAUCCCCACCCGCGUCAUCCCCGUCUGGGGUGAGGACUCAUUCGCUCCGGUGCAGCGCCCGGUCACCGCUGUUGGUGUGGGUGGCGCUUUCGGUGACUUCACCUCCAACCCGGUGUCCUUCCCAGGGCUGGAAAUAUUUUUCCCUCUAAUCAUGGGAAAAUGUCCUUGCUUUUGCACUCCCUGUUCGCCCCGGCCCGAGUAGCCACUGCCGAGGGACGGACGACCGCCAGUCCCGGGUCGGAACUGGACUUCGGAUCCACCCGGCCGACGAGGUCAAACGGAAGCGCUUUCCCUGGGGCGCCGGGAGCGGCGGGGCCCCGGCCGUGGGGGAACGCAGCGGGAUGCCCAGGCCGGUUUUCUGCAAGACAGCGCGCUGGGAAAUCCCCGGACGCACACGCACUUUUGAAAUUCACUGAAACCCUUUCGAGUGGAGGGAGGCACGUGAAGUCCAGGGCUCGCGCGAGGCCGGGAAGGGCCCGAGCCGGGUGCGGGAGCAGAAGCGGGAGCGGAGCAGGCGGAGGAGCGGAGAAAUCCGCGCCGAGAGAUCGGAGGUGGAGCCAGCGCCACCGCCCCUGAAGUCCCGCAAUCCAUUAGUUUUUCUUUGCAAAGCGUCGCCGAGCUGCGCGCACAGCGGGCCAAGCGGACGGCGCGCUCCAGCUGCGCGCGAGCGACCCCGCCCCGGCGCCCGGGCGGGCCCACCUGGGUCGGCUCCCACCUGGAGCGCGCUCCCGACGAUGGGAGGGGCGGAUGUCGGAAGUGACGUCUGCGGGCGGGGCUGCGCGCACCUGGGCACCCGGCGGCCGUGGGGCGAGGCGCGCGCGAUGGAGGGCGACGGCGGGGUCCCCUGGGCCCUGGGGCUGCUGCGCACCUUCGACGCGGGCGAGUUCGCGGGCUGGGAGAAGGUCGGCUCGGGCGGCUUCGGGCAGGUGUACAAGGUGCGCCACGUCCACUGGAAGACGUCGCUGGCCAUCAAGUGUUCACCGAGCCUGCACGUCGACGACAGGGAGCGCCUGGAGCUCCUGGAGGAAGCCAAGAAGAUGGAGAUGGCCAAAUUCCGCUACAUUCUGCCCGUAUAUGGCAUCUGCCAGGAGCCUGUGGGGCUGGUCAUGGAGUACAUGGAGACGGGCUCCCUGGAAAGGCUGCUGGCUGCCGAGCCGCUGCCCUGGGACCUGCGCUUCCGCAUCGUGCAUGAGACGGCUGUGGGCAUGAACUUCCUGCACUGCAUGUCCCCGCCGCUGCUGCACCUGGACCUGAAGCCCGCCAACAUCCUGCUGGACGCGCACUACCACGUCAAGAUCUCGGAUUUUGGGCUGGCCAAGUGUACGGGGCUGUCCCACUCCCACGAGCUCAGCAUGGAUGGCCUGUUUGGCACUAUCGCCUACCUCCCUCCUGAGCGUAUCCGGGAGAAGAGCCGGCUCUUUGACACCAAGCACGACGUGUACAGCUUUGCCAUCGUCCUCUGGGGCGUGCUGACGCAGAAGAAGCCCUUUGCAGAUGAGAAGAACAUCCUACACAUCAUGGUGAAGGUGGUGAAGGGGCACCGUCCCGAGCUGCCGCCUGUCUGCAAGCCCCGGCCUCGAGCCUGUGCCAGCCUCCUGCGCCUCAUGCAGCGGUGCUGGCACGAGGACCCCAGGGAGCGGCCCAGCUUCCAAGAAAUCACCUCCGAGACCGAGGACCUGUGUGAGAAGCCAGAGGAGGAGGUCAAGGAGACACCCCAAGACCCGGGCAGGGAGAGCUCCCCGGAGCCCAAGAGUGAGGCCAUGCCCGGGGCCACGCGUCUCAAGCGCGCCUCUGCCCCACCCUUCGAUAACGACUGCAGCCUCUCGGAACUCCUGUCCCAGCUGGACUCGGGGAUCUCACAGACCCUGCAGGGCCCGGAAGAGCUCAGCCGCAGCUCCUCAGAGUGCAAGCUCCAGUCGUCCAGCAGCGACAAGCGGCUCUCGGGUGUGUCGUCGGUGGACUCUGCCUUCUCUUCCCGAGGGUCACUGUCGCUGUCCUUUGAGCGAGAGCCGUCCACAAGCGAUGUGGGCACCACAGACAUCCAGAAAAGGAAGCUGGUGGAUGCCAUCAUGUCAGGGGACACAAGCAGGCUGAUGAAGAUCCUGCAGCCCCAGGAUGUGGACCUGGUUCUGGAUGGCGGCGCCAGCUUGCUGCACCUGGCUGUGGAGGCCGGGCAGGAGGAGUGCGUCAAGUGGCUGCUGCUGAACAACGCCAACCCGAACCUGACCAACCGGAAGGGCUCCACCCCGCUGCACGUGGCCGUGGAGCGCAGGGCUCGGGCCGUAGUGGAGCUACUGCUGGCUCGGAAGAGCAGUGUCAAUGCCAAGGACGAGGACCAGUGGACGGCCCUGCACUUCGCAGCACAGAACGGGGACGAGUCCAGCACUCGGCUGCUGCUGGAGAGGAAUGCGUCUGUGCACGAGGUGGACUUUGAGGGCCGCACGCCCAUGCACGUGGCCUGCCAGCAUGGCCAGGAGAACAUUGUGCGGAUCCUGCUGCGCCGUGGUGUGGACGUGAGCCUGCAGGGCAAGGACGCCUGGGUGCCACUACACUACGCUGCCUGGCAGGGCCACCUGGCUAUCGUCCGGCUGCUAGCAAGGCAGCCGGGUGUGAGCGUCAACGCACAGACAGUGGACGGCAGGACACCGCUGCACCUGGCUGCUCAGCGUGGGCACUACCGCGUGGCCCGAGUCCUCAUUGACCUGUGCUCCGACGUCAAUGUCUGUAGCCUGCUGGCACAGACACCCCUGCACAUCGCUGCGGAGACUGGGCACACCAGCACUGCCAGGCUGCUCCUGCACCGUGGUGCGGGCAGGGAGGCGGUGACCUCUGAGGGCUGCACCGCCCUGCACUUGGCCGCCCGCAACGGACACCUGGCCACUGUCAGGCUGCUGGUGGAGGAGAAGGUUGACGUGCUGGCCCGAGGGCCUCUGCACCAGACGGCCCUCCACCUGGCUGCUGCUCACGGGCACUCGGAGGUGGUGGAGGAGCUGGUCAGCACCGACCUCGUCGAUCUGCCUGACGCCCAGGGACUAAGCGCACUGCACCUGGCUGCCCAGGGCCGGCACGCUCGCACCGUGGAGACGCUGCUCCGGCAUGGUGCUCACAUCAACCUGCAGAGCCUCAAGUUCCAGAGUGGCCAGAGCCCCGUGGCAGCCGAGCUCCUACAAGGCAGCAAGACCUAGCUUGCUGCCACGGCCAGGCCUGUGUGGGCUUUCUCGAGCACCUGGUGCUCAGCGUGGGGUUGCAGAGGGCUGAGCCAGGCCGCUCCGCUGUUCUCUAUGGAGGCCGGGGUGCUAGGUUGCUGCCGGCAGACGCGGUUCACAUCUGCCCCCCCAGCAGCUGGCGUCUGCAGGGCCGAUGUGUCAGAAUCAUUUCUUCAGGCUCCCAAAGGGCUGCUUGCUGAUGGGGGUCCCUUGGUGACACAGACGGGGCGAGGAUGUCCCCAAAGCAAGCUGCUGUGCUUGUGCGGGGUGGCAGGGAUGGUCCCUGUGCUCUGGGCCUGGGCAGCUGUGGAAAGCAUCCCAGGGUCUCCAGGAGGGGCACGGUCCUGAAGGCACGGCACUCCCUGCAGUCACCCCUUCCGGGUGCCAGGCACUGCCCUGGUCAUUUUUGUUCCUCACUGCCCAAAUAUUCUUUGAACUCCAAAGUCAGCUGUGUCUAAGUCAUUUUAAAUAUUUUACAUUUACUUUUGGAGUAAAAACAGUGUUACCUGGGUGGACAGGUCACUCACCCCACUUCCGGUGAGGUGCUUUUCUGUGCCUGGGGCAUGGCUGGGCAUCUCUGAUGUGUUAGGGUGCCACCCGGGGUGGGGACAGUGGCGUUCUGGUGUGUCCAAGGGUGCCCUGUGAAUGCAGCGGGACAGGGCAGUGCGGAUCACGGUGCCAGGGUGAUGAAUGUGCUGCGUCUGUGAUGAGGACAGGUGGACGCUGCCUUCUUGUGGCAGGACAGUCCCACGCUGCUGAGCUGGCUGCCUUCACUGCCUAAUGUGCUUUGAAUGUUGUAACCUCCGGUUGUUUUGGACUCGAUGCCAUCGGGUUCUGUUGGAUGUCAAUAAAGCAAUCUGCUCGUCAACUUUCUGGAA